Ctenopharyngodon idella (grass carp) is the source of this 2098-nucleotide messenger RNA. Its product is annotated as histone-lysine N-methyltransferase SETD1B-A-like. The record is from RefSeq and is a predicted model, not a curated record. The transcript is spliced from 6 exons. Gene Ontology annotation, cellular component: Set1C/COMPASS complex. Bases 345 to 1952 code for a protein of 535 amino acids. Lineage: Eukaryota; Metazoa; Chordata; Actinopteri; Cypriniformes; Xenocyprididae. Gene Ontology annotation, molecular function: RNA binding; histone H3K4 methyltransferase activity.
UUUUACACUAGCAGAUAUUUCAUUCGAUUUUUUGUUUUGUUUUGUUUGUUUUUUUGUUACAAUAUGUGUUGUUCAUAUUGCCUACUGUUCAGUAUCAGUAGCAGUAUUCAGCUGAUCCACAGUGAUUCUCCCAGGCGCUCCAUCUAUCCUGAUGACAGUGCGGGUGUGGCGGCAGGUUCCUCCCACCUGUUGUGCAGCAGUGAUGAUGUGCUGCUUCUCUUGGGAGAAACACAAGACCUACAGUGUACUCCUGACAACAGCCUUCUGAUAUUUACAGGAAAUAUCGUUUUUAAUCAGCGUCCUAUAAAGAGAAAUUUACUAAUAUUGUACAAUGACUGCGAAUCAUGUACGAAAGCGUCGAAAAGGAGGGUCAACGGAAAGAUAACGAUGCAUUACUAAAAGCCGAUAGUUUUGAUCCCCUGGAAGAUGCAACUCCAAAUUGGAGUUGUUAUAAACUGAUUAUUGAUCCUGGUUUGAGCAGCGGAAGUCAGAAACUGUACCGCUAUGAUGGGCAGCACUUCAGCGCACCACAUCCUGAAUGUUUCCCUCUGGAUGUUGUACGAGAUCCCAGAAUUGCUCGUUUUUGGACAAAGUUCAAAGAAACAGAUCUCCCGGUGCCCAAAUUCAAGGUUGAUGAGAAUUAUGUUGGAGCGCCGAAGGAGUUGACAUUUGCAAGGCUUAAUGACAACAUUAGAGAUGGAUUCCUGUCUGAAAUGUGUAAACACUUUGGAGAGGUUCAAGAUUUGAAAGUUUUAUACAAUCCGAAAAAUAAGAAGCAUUUAGGAAUAGCAAAGGUCGUUUUUGAAUCUGUAAAGGCAGCAAAUAAUGCAGUAAAAAGCCUCCACAACACUUCUGUGAUGGGAAACAACAUCCAUGUGGAGUUUGACCCCAAAGGUGCGAAGAGGAACCGAUACUUCCGGAUGCUUGUUAGUGGUUUAUAUACACCUUUUACUCUCCCUGUUGGAGACGAGGCCUGGGGACCCCAGUCACCAUCUUCCAUCACUGACUCUUUCACUGAGUGCGAAUCUCUGAAGAAGCUGUCGUACACAUUAUCAUCAUCAUCCUCAAUAUGUAAUGGCUCUCCUUCAUUGGAUUGUUCUACACCUUUAUCCAUGGAUACAGCCUACUCCAGCAUGCAUCAGGACACACCGAGUAGCUUCUGGCAGACCCCUCAAUACCAAGAUACCCCUUGUACGCCUUCUCUGACCCACAGUAGACCAGGCACACCAUCUCAGUGUGAAAGGACCCCAGUUGAGUCUGCGCUGACAACCAGUGCCUCCAAUGUCCCUUUUAUUCAACAAUCCAUCCCAAACAUCUCACAGCUACAGCCUGGUCAUGUGACUCAACCAGCCUCAAAUAAACCUAGCAUUAUUCAAGGUGCUGUGCAAAACUUUUGGAUGCUAGGUGGAGCUCCCUCUCAAAACAGUAGCUUCUCGAAUAGGCAAAGAACUCCAGGACGUAACUCUCACCUUAGUAACCAUGUUCGUGGAGGACACCGGGUCAGACAUCUCGAGAGCAAGUACCAAAACGCAUACAACCGUAGGCCACAGCACCACUAUGUACAUAGACCUGUAUAUAGGGGAGGUCACUACCGCUCUGGACCUACAGCCAAUCAAACGCCUUUUAGUAAAUUUCAGGAAAAUCCCACCACACCAUCACAUUCAGAUAAGCUCACAGUCCAAAACUUUACUGACUCAGUCAAGGGCCUCAGUGUUAAUCACAGAUCUGUUGCUGAAGUUCCACCAUCACUUCCAAAUUCGAAAUUGCUGCAAAAGGCUACUGGAUUCGAUGUUCAUCACAUUCAUUCUGAUAUGCAGAUAAAUGCAGAAAAUACUUUCACUGGAACUGAUUCACAUGUAUCUUGCAAAACUCAAGAAGGUGAACCAAACUCAUUGUCCACCACAAGCCCGGUCUUCUCGCUCAUAUACCCCAAAACCGUGUCCUUCCUCUGAAACCACAGAAGAUCUAUCAGACCCCAUAGUGGAGUGUCCUUCUCCUGAAUCUCCUGCUCCGGAAUCAAAGCCUGAAAGCCUAGACUCUCGCAUCCAGAUGCUUCUCAGUGCUGGAAGUCCAGUUCUUCCCCUUUUGAACCAGGACA